This is a messenger RNA of Dissoconium aciculare CBS 342.82, 923 nucleotides long. RefSeq lists its product as uncharacterized. Bases 1 to 828 code for a protein of 275 amino acids. The record is from RefSeq and is a predicted model, not a curated record. The transcript is spliced from 3 exons. Lineage: Eukaryota; Fungi; Ascomycota; Dothideomycetes; Mycosphaerellales; Dissoconiaceae.
AUGCUUCUCAUGUGCCUCUCCGGCUUCGUGGCUUUCACCCUUGUCUGUGCAGCUCCGAGCAGCCCCAAAACUAUCCCAACCUUUUUAGGGAUCCGUCAAGAAGGAUCGUUCAGCACAAUCUGGAAUGACGACGCAUACCCCGAGCCACUGAACUUUGAGGUUUACAACGCGGGUGCGCCGUGUACAUUCCAGAUCGCAUACGAACGUUUCCCCUUCGACCGUGCCUACAUUGCCGACUAUGUUGCAGAGUACGCCGAUGGAUCGUCAACCUUAUUGCGUGCCACAUACGGCUCUUUCGCCACAGAUGCCCUCGCCAGCAAGGACUUCUUUGGGAUACAAGAUUCAUACCCAGAAAAUCGAGCUCCAUACGUCGUCUUCUUUCCCGAUGCCUGUCAGAACGGCCUCGCGCCGCAGUCAUUUCGCGUGAAUUUUGCAUUGCCUGAAAGUUAUUCAUAUGAGAACAACUGGACCACAGGCUCCCUGCCCAUUCUUUCAGACAGUCUGGCUGACGAGGUUACUGGAGUCAAACUGGUCUCCGGUAAUACGAGCACAGUGACAUGGGAACCGGUCGACGGCGCGACAAACUAUGUUAUACUCACUGAAAGUCUCUCCGACAGUGAAGUCGGUCCGAGACCCAUUGUCAUCGCCUAUGAGGUAUUCGGGGCCAGAGCGAGGAUAUAUUCCACCACGGGCGAUGUUUUGCGUGCUGCGGUGCUCGCCAAUCGUGGUGGAGAUAACGGGCGAUUGUCGGGAGGUGCAAAGCAGUUCACUGCAUUGAAUCGAGUUUUUGAGGUCGGACCUUCGGCUCGGGAGUGCGGCGACGUGUGACGAGUGAAUGCGCGGACAUCGGUGGGCACCUUACCUUAACUUGUGUUUACUCGAUGAAGAUGCUUGUCAGCCCGAUGGAAUGAGAGCCUCCCUAU